AUGUGGGAUCUCAUUCGGUUUCUUUGCCUUGUCGGCACGGCCCAUGCCGCCGUCAUUAGGCCAGUGCCCCAUUCAGAGCCUACUCAGAUUGCCCAAGAUAUGUCCGCAGCUGUGGUGUCUUCUCCUACUGUUCGUCCUACCGCUCGUAUAAAAUUAGAGCCCUCCAGUACCCGAAAUUACCUCCAGGCCAGAACGCUCACUUUGCCCGUCAUGUCCAGUAAAUGGACGGAUGUCUCCUGCUCAGAUGGCCUGGUCAGUGAUCAAAAUCCCCAAAACAUGACUGAGCGGUAUGAAAAAGCCCAGGUCCCUCUGGCUUGGAAAGAUCUCUGGGCGAGCUGGUCAAAAUAUAACAACAGUGACAAGCACUCAACGGGGGUUCCCGAGACGUUCAUGAUGUAUGUCGGCCGGGUAUUCUACGAUAAAGAAACAAUGGACUGCGGGCAGAUCGGCGACGUAGGGUGUGAUGGGUUUGAAUGCGAGGCCGACGGAAAAGCGCCGGCCACGUACUUGAUCAUGAACGGGUUCGCCUUUAUGAAUAUUUACUUUACCAAAUUACAAAAAGCAUUUUAUCUCGCCCGAGAUGAUGUAUACGAGCAGAUGCCGAAUUUUGUCAAGCUCUGUGCGAACAUCGACGAUGAGUCGGCAUGGGUCAAGAGCAUGUUGGAUAUUGGACUCUUUUCGAGUUUGGCCUUUAUCCCGGUUGGUUUUUCAGCGAUGGCGGCAGCGGAGGUGGUUGCGGCUAACUCGGUACCAGCAUCUCUUGUCACUAAUAUGGCGAUCUCGGGGUCUGUCUUUGUUCAUAACAUGGUGGAAAACUAUAUGAAAUCAAAGACGAAUGACGAUGAGACACAAUCCCUGAGAGACCUCGCCAGGUCAAUUGUUGAAAAGGCCGGCAAUGCAAUCAUCGAGUAUCUGCACAGAAUGACCAGCGGACGAAAAGAUGUCGAAGAGGAUUUGCGCCAGUUGAUCACCACCGGAAUCUUGAAUACCUGGUAUUUGGAGAUUCGAUCCGGUAAAGAAGAUGGCGGCUAUCUUGAUUUUCAAUCAAAGCUGGCAGCGGGUGCAAAGCAGGGUAUUUUCGGCCAGAUCAUCAUCCCGGCAUGGCGAAAGGGGGCUAAGAAAGCCAACCCGUUUAUUUUGAGAAUUGACCGAAAGGACUACAAAUGCAAAGAUCCGGUUUCUCAGGCUGCGAGCCAUCUCGAGCUUGACAAGCACAUGAGCAAUGAUGUCAAGGACAAGACAAUCUGGUGUGAUAAAGAUGGCAAUUCUUUCUUCCUGCUCGAUGCCCACAUUGAAACCAAUGUCUGCAGUACCCAGAAUGGCUGCGGAGCAAGCGAGACUUACGGCUUUUUUGCUCUCGAUGGUGGAACAGACAAAGACCUGGAACCAUAUAAUUUGCAUAUUAAGGAUUUCGUUCUCGCCACGUAUGGCGCAUAUAAACUCAACGGCAACAAGAAUGGAUAUAUCCCUGAUCAAACCACAACUAAGGAGGUCCAGGACGACUUUUCUGUCAAGGACAAUGUAUUUCCCGGAGUCAGCAGCGUCAGGACACCUGGCUUCUUCAACCUCACCGUCUGCCUGAAUGCAAAGGUGGCAGCGGAUAAUCUUAAGAACAACAAAAUCUACAAUUUCGCCCCUUGCCAGGAUCCCCAGGACGAGGUGACGGUCAGCCAACCCGUAAACAGCAAUGACUACACCUCAGGAAACUGCAUGGUACACGUCACGCAGUGGCGCGACUUGGGCGAUGGCACCAAGAACAGCAACAACAAUCCUCUGAAAAAUACCCAGCUCGCCAUAUCCAUCACGGACUCCACAGACAAGCUGGUGCUACAUGCCCCGAAGCAGCCCCUGUACGGGACGCUGGCAGUCACCAGUCCAGAAAAGAACAAGGGACUCAGCAACUCGCUGGUCACCACUCUCCACGACGGCAAGCUCGUGUUCUGGUAUCGGGAUAUCUUCUGGGACGAAGACAGCCCGGAGCACCGGUGUGACUUUGGGGCAUACGAUAGCGGCGACCAUGCGAUGAAGGGUGACGAAACAAGGCAGGGCCAAUGCAUGUUCCACUGCGGCGAUCCCACCAAGACUGCUCCGGACUCGGUGCCCUCGCUCAGUUUACAACAUGUACCCUCGCAGCAGGCGUACCUGGGCACGGGGGGUAACAAGAACAUCGAGACGAGUGAUUUCGGUAUUGAUGGCAAGGGCAAGGGGUUCAAGGGUGGGUGGUGCACCAUGCACAUCCGCACGUACGAGGCUAAGCUGGAUUCGUCGAAAUACAACUGGCUGAACUCGGACUCGGACUAUGCUCUCGAACUCACGAUCUAUGACGCGAAGAAGAACAUGAUUGCCUACCAGUCUGAGACAUAUGGCGAUACCACUGUCCAGGGCUUGUUGCCCUACAUUAUGAUUGCGACUGCUCCCAAGGAUACGCAGGGCCAUGUGUCCUUCAAGUAUGCUGGUCAGAGCUUUCAUACUGGAGAUAAAGAUCACUGUGGCAACUGUGGUGACUAUGACCGGGAUUUGUUUAUGGAUUGUGACUGUGGGUUUUCGUGUGCCCAGGCUGAUGAUAAAGAUUCAUGA
Messenger RNA from Penicillium alfredii, 2577 nucleotides. RefSeq lists its product as uncharacterized. The record is from RefSeq and is a predicted model, not a curated record. NCBI's taxonomy places the organism in Eukaryota, Fungi, Ascomycota, Eurotiomycetes, Eurotiales, Aspergillaceae. The transcript is spliced from 11 exons. The coding region runs from base 1 to 2577 and encodes 858 amino acids.